Anopheles stephensi (Asian malaria mosquito) is the source of this 5175-nucleotide messenger RNA. It is a transcript of the gene elg1, whose product is annotated as ATPase family AAA domain-containing protein 5. Gene Ontology annotation, cellular component: nucleus. The transcript is spliced from 4 exons. Gene Ontology annotation, molecular function: ATP binding; DNA binding; DNA clamp unloader activity. Lineage: Eukaryota; Metazoa; Arthropoda; Insecta; Diptera; Culicidae. The coding region runs from base 335 to 4591 and encodes 1418 amino acids. The record is from RefSeq and is a predicted model, not a curated record.
AAACUCGAGGAAAUACGCGCGAACACAACUUGUCAAAGAGAGUCGAAAAUUGUGUUUUACGAAGUAUCGGAAUGUGGGUCAGAAAAUUAACAGAAUUUAGUGACACUUUUCCAUAAUACAGACGAAAAACAGUUGCUGCUUCUGGCGCAAAAGAAUCACUACAGCUUCGUAGCUCAAAUGUGUGAAUUGGUGUGAUGGUAGCACUUUUUUCUCUGCUGCACCUGGCUGACGUUGCUUCUCGCAUUUCAUCCCAGUGCCUCGGACGGACUUUUCCAUUGCGACCUACUCGAUAUGGUUUGAUUGUAGCGUAUGUAGCACGAAUGCAUACCGUGGAAUGAUGAUAAUGGCAGCGGAAACAAGUACCAAACCAUGCCUGAACGACAUUGAGGUACACAAGACGGAAUCUGUUGCAUCUGCCUCGUCAUCAGCUUCGUCAGCUUCUUCCCUGUCGACCGCGUCCGGGAAAGCGCUACUGGCCCUGUCCCAGACAGAGCUCGACCGCUUGAUAGCGGAUAAUAUGACCUCUGUGUUGAAGGCGCUCAAGAAACGUAAACACGCCAAGAAGCACGCACGUUUGAGGCAGGCAGCUGCUGCAGCGGAGGAAGCAACACACGAGGACUGUGAGAGGAAGGAAGAACAAGACUCGAAUCGGCCAAGUACACAGUCGGAAGAAAAUAUGGAUCGUAAAGAGAAAAAAGAUUCUCACAACCGCAAGGGAGGAAAAGGCCGUCCAAAGAAUGGUGAAAACAAAAUUGUACAUGGCACAUCCGAAUCGAAAGCGAAAACUCUACACGCAAGUCUGAAGGAAGUGCAACCAGACCGGAAACAAGAAGCUACGGACGGUACUUCUCCAGCCCCCACCAAUGGAAUCCCUACUGGGCAACCGGUUGAAAAGACGGGCAAAGAAAACAAAACGGUCAACGCUUUUCAGCUGAUGAUGAAAGCACGCUCCAAAUGUAUCGGUUCGAACUCUCCCGGCAAAGAGCGGGAUGUGCGCGAGCUGAGCCCCACCCAGGAGUUGGCACGCGAAAAGAAAGCCGUGCGCCAGCUUCAGCUGCAGCAGUGGGCUGCCCAGAAAGGGGCCGGCAAGCGAAAGAUUAAGGAAGAGGCUGAGGAAGAUUACAUAGAUCAUCAGAUGAAGAAGCGUGCCAAAAGACUGAAGAAACUGAUCGGUAACAUGAAUGGCGAGGCAAGCGACAAGCGACAAUCAGUGGAAAAGGAGCAAGAAGUGCUGGUACUAACGAAUUCUCCCGAGCGGCCAAAAACGGAGCAAAGAAAGCAGAUUCCUAAAUCCUCGCCUAACGAAAGUUCCGCCGAAAAAACACCGAAAACAGACGGAGAGCUUCCUGUGCGAAAAAAACGAGGCCGACCGCGGAAAAUUCCCGUGGAGCAAAUUAUCGAACAGGAAAAGGUAAAAGAUGCGUCGGACGAUGAGUUUCUCGUGCAGCUAUCCUCGCCGAGAAAGAAAAAGGAUAGCCUGUUGGGAUAUUUCGCCAAGCUGACACCGGAAGCCAACAAGCACGAUUCUCCGCCGACGGAAAAAGCGCCCAAAACUCGUUCAUCGCACAAUACCACCCCGGUCGUAACGGUGUUGAUCGAUGAUGAGGAUAGCAAAGACAUAAAAUCGACGACCAGCACACCUGCUUCUCAGGAAACCUCUGCAUCGCGUCCUCGGCGAUCGUGUGCUAAUCGCAUCAAAGAUUACUCUGCCUUCGAGAAGUACAGUCCGGCGAAAGAAGAGCAAAAACCUGCUGCUACGAGCAAGAAACCACCGAUCGUCACCCCGUUGAAGAUCAUUAACGUACAAUCGCCGAACGCAAUGAAGGUGGUAAGGAGUCCUUCGCUGCGGAUGUUCUCGUCGGGCGAAACGGGGGAGGCUGGAAAGACGAUCCCUCCCAACGAAUGGCCAUCAACGCCGAAAUCCGUUAAGCUGGCACCUGUGUUUUCUCGGACGAUGAUGGGUGGAAAAUCACAAGCUCCACAGGAAGAUCCGGAGAAGGUACGCGCUCGUCAGCUGUUCCUGAUGUCAGGAAUCCCGGAAAAGCUACGUCAGGAGCGAGAAAAGCGUGCGAUAUACGAAGACUUUGUGCUGAAUGAGUCGCCCGUAUUUCCUUUGGUGAGUCACGUGAUGCAGCUGGAUGGACAGAACCUUCCAGCCACGCUAGCGACGGUAAAUUUCGCGCACAGUUUCAUUAAGUUGCGCCCGGCCGAGGUAGAAUCUCCACCAGGCAAGAGCACCACGAAAGGCGUCAAAGGAGGGAAAAUUCGUUUAGGAAUGUUUACCGGAUGCAGUGAGGAUGACUAUGAUGAAGCAAUAGAGAAAUGCAUCCAACCGAUCGUUGUCGAUGAAAGGGAAGGGGUAGACAACGGUGGCAGUGCGGGCGGGCACGGCGAGCUGCCGGAGGUAGAAAAUGUGAAGGAGAUUGUGCGUGAUUACAAGCAGCGCUUUCCGCACUUUCCCGUGUUCCGCUGCUACAAACAGUUCCGUGCCAUCUUUCAAGACCAUCGGCAGCGGACACAGCACGAGGAAAAGCAACCGGAAGAGGCCACUCACCACCUAACGGAUAAGAGCUUCGAAAUCAUCGAACCAACGAUUGCCUGUCGGAAUGGUGAAGCAUUGUUCACGGAAAAAUACAAACCGCAAAAUACGGAACAGAUUCUGAUCAACUUUUCCCCUGCGAACAUGUUAACCCAGUUUUUGUCCCUCUGGCAGGACGAGACCGGAAGUCAGAAACGCCCGAACGAAGUGACCACUCAGAGCGGCCACUACUUCAUGUCAACCGAGAAGAAUGAUGAUAUGGAUUUUCUCCUCGCCAAUGACAGCAACUGCUCGUCGUCCAACGGACCAAGCUCGAAUGUGUGCAAUCAUGUGGUGCUGGUCGGACCACCCGGUUGCGGUAAAACAUCCAACGUGUACGCCGUGGCAAACGAGAUGAAUUUUAACGUGCUGGAAAUCAACGCAAGCAGCCGGCGGAAGGGCAAGAUUAUCCUGCAGGAACUGCUCGAAGCGACACAGAGCCACCAGGUGCGACAGAAGUCGGAACGAUCAAACUCAACCGACGGGCUGUUGGUAAACGGUCGCCAAAGGGGAACCGGUCGAGGGAAGAAUGGACUGAGCGGCGUGUUCCGCUGCCUAGAGCGAAGGCCAUCGUUUAGCGAAACGAACGGAAAUGGGACGAAAAAGCUGUCGCUCAUACUGAUCGAAGACGCGGACAUUGUGUUCGAGCAGGACGAUGGUUUUCUGGCAGCGAUCAAUCAGCUGAUAGCGACCUCCAAGCGCCCAAUCGUGCUGACGACGACGAACCCAUCCUGCACCCAUAUGGCCCGCUACAUGUCGAGAAAUAAUGUGAUCCGGUACGUUGCGCCGGGUAUAGGGAACGUUUCAAAGUUCCUCUCGCUGCUGGCGCUCGUCGAAAGAAUACCGAUUGAUCAACACGAUCUCGGCCGGUUGUACGCGUACAACGGGAAGGAUAUGAGAAAAACGCUGAACGAGCUACAAUUUUUCAUCCAGAGCGGUGGCGAUAUGGAACGUUUCCCAGCCACGCACGAACGGACCGAUCUGCGAGCUGCCGAUAGUGAGGAAUUAAACACGGCACUGAACGAAACGCGCGAAGAGGAGGAUGAUGGUGAACAGGAACAGAUCGAUCGACAUUCACCAGCGGCGAAAAAUGGCCGCAAAAAGGCUACUAAAGGUGGUGGGCUAGCAAAGCAUCAUCACAGCACACUGUACGAGCUGUUUACGCGCAAUCAAAACGAAUCGAUCCUGCUGCGCAUCCCGCUGGAUUUCAACGUUCUGUGGUGUAAUAUGGAGCUGGUGUUAAGGACGGCAGUAACGGUGCCCGCUGCUACGCCCAACGUGCAGAAAGAUGAUAAAGGGAAGCGCUACAGUUCGGCUGGCAAGCGGGGCAGCAAGCGUGGCAGCAUUGUACGGAAUGAAGUGGUAAAAGCUCCGGAUGUUGCAGCAUGCGAAGAGCUGGCCUGGUUGUAUGAGAAUAUAAGCCACGCGGAAGCUGGGUGGGGUGUGACGCAGCGCAAUCGGAUACGGUACGGGAAGGACGUACAGGACGAGCAGCAGCAGCAGCAGCUAGCGAACGAGCUGGGUCACGCACUGGUGGAAGGAUCGUGGAUUGAGUGGUUUAGCAGGGGUAGAGAUGCGGGCAGUGGGCCGAAAAGCGUGCGGAAGACGACGGGCGGUGGGAAAGGAAACGGUGCCAAAGCGUACGAUGCGUUGCGGAAGCUGGAACAGGAACCAAGGCAAACCAUAUCAUCAUACAUUGGCGUGAACGGGAUCCGCUCGCGUGUGACCGCUUGCGAUUACGAACCACUCCUACGCCAAAUCUGCCGUCACGAGCGGGAUCGAUCGUUAACGGAAAGACGGGGCAGCCGGUUCUAUCACUAUCUGCGUAACUUUACCGCUGCAAAUGGUGUCACGCCGCAGCUCAUCUCCUCGGCCACCACCCCUCAGAUGAUGAGCAUGGCGACGACGGCGGCCGGACUGACGGGAGUUAAAUCGGUUGGCGGAUUUAGUAUGGAUCAUUUCGAUGCGCUCAGCCACUGUUUCGAGGAGCAACGGCAACCGGUAGCGGAUUAGUAGGAUGAAAAACGCACACAUGAUAGGUUUCCACACGCGCAAAAUAGAUGUAUAUUGCACCAAACACUGUCCAAUGGAACAAUGUGUGUGUCUGCGGGGGGGGGAGAUCCCUUUUCUUUUCGCUACAUACGUACGACUCCUUUCCUCUCUAGCUUCUGCUCUUGUUACUUUCCUGGCUGUUAGUGUUGCGUUUAAAAGGACAGUUAUGUGAGCUGCUCGUAUGCUCGAAAUUAGAUAGUCAAAGAGAGAGAAAGUGGCAAAAAAGUUAUAAAACAACUGGCUGCAACUGCUAAGUUAUUCGACACACACACACACGCGCGCGCUGCUCCACCACAAAAACGUACGUUGGAAAGGGAUUUUAUUUUUACGCGAAAGUUAAAUGCGAAAGUGUGUGUGUGUGUGUGGGUAUUUGUGUGUGAGUGUGUAAAGCAAAUUUAAUGUAGAAAAUAAAAUCAAACUUAGCUAAAUGUUUAACAAACGGAGCGGAACCAAUGAUGAAGCAUAUGAUCCUCAUAGAAAUCCUCCUUCUAGUUAAAGGACAUGAAACAGCGCGUUUAGAAUGUAUGAGCCUAUGACGCAUUUAA